UAGAGCUAGCUGAUCCAAAACACGCUCUCCAUAGUAAAUAUAGACAUUUUUAUGACGUCAGAUUAAACUCAUAUCGCUGUCAGUCACCCUUCCUACCCUAAUGACGUCAUCCAAUCACUUCCUGUUACAGUUCAAGUACGGAAGAGAUUGCACCAAAACUUUCCCAUAAGAUUCAUUUUUAGGUCGCUUCUAUUCGCAAGUGCGAUCAUUAAGUAUGGCGUACCCAGGAUAUAACAAUUUUGGUGGUCCACCAAUGCCAGGAGUUCCUGCUCAGGGUAUGGCAAUGCCAGGGGUUCCUGCUGCAGGUGGUUACCCAGCACAGUCAUAUGGGGGUUACCCUGGGGCAUUUCCUGCUCCUUCUGCCCAGGACCCAAUGUGGAGAUAUUUCACAGCAAUAGCUGGUCAGGACGGUGAAGUUGAUGCUGAAGAACUUCAAAGGUGCCUCACCCAGACUGGAAUCAGUGGCACCUACACUCCCUUCAGUUUGGAAACCUGCAGGAUUAUGAUUGCCAUGCUGGAUAGAGAUUACACUGGAAAGAUGGGUUUCGAUGAGUUUAAAGAACUCUUUUCAGUGCUCUGUUCUUAUCUCUCCAACUUGAGUCAAAAGUUUGUUUCACGCUAG
This is a messenger RNA of Sinocyclocheilus grahami, 622 nucleotides long. RefSeq names its product grancalcin-like. The coding region runs from base 215 to 622 and encodes 135 amino acids. Gene Ontology annotation, molecular function: calcium ion binding. Lineage: Eukaryota; Metazoa; Chordata; Actinopteri; Cypriniformes; Cyprinidae. The record is from RefSeq and is a predicted model, not a curated record. The transcript is spliced from 5 exons.